Anopheles cruzii is the source of this 468-nucleotide messenger RNA. RefSeq names its product broad-complex core protein-like. The record is from RefSeq and is a predicted model, not a curated record. Bases 1 to 468 code for a protein of 155 amino acids. NCBI's taxonomy places the organism in Eukaryota, Metazoa, Arthropoda, Insecta, Diptera, Culicidae. The transcript is spliced from 2 exons.
AUGGCCUAUUAUUGCAGAGGACCACAGGGCUCACCGACGGCAUCCUCGUCCGUGGUGUCACCGUCGUCGUCGUCGUCGCAGCUGAUACCGCUCCGUAUGCCGCCGCCGACCAGUGGCGGCAUCAACGAGCCGCAGGAGUGCCCGUACUGUCGGCGGACGUUCUCCUGCUACUACUCGCUCAAGCGCCACUUCCAGGACAAGCACGAGCAGUCCGACACGCUGUACGUGUGCGAGUUCUGCCACCGGCGGUACCGGACGAAAAACUCGCUGACGACCCACAAGAGUUUGCAGCAUCGCGGCUCGAGCGGCAUGCUCAAGCGGCUGCUCAAGACGUCCGCCAUCAAGACGGUGCUAUCCGGCAACGGGAGCACCGUCGGGGGUGGCCUGCACAGCGCUCACCCGCACGCCCAUCCGCAUCUGUUCGACUUUGCCGCCGAACUGGGGCAACCACCGCCCGGUAUCCAGUAA